AACUGUCCUUUGAUUCUGCAGGACCAUUAUGACUUUGGCAUGCGUGCUGUGAAGUCUGUCAUCUCAGCUGCAGGCAACCUCAAGAGGAUGUACCCGGAUAUGGUGGAGGAACUGAUCGCACUUCGUGCUAUCCGAGACGUGAACGUACCCAAAUUUCUGGUGGAUGACCUGAAGUUGUUCAGUGGUAUUGUCUCUGAUCUGUUCCCCAACAUCAAGGAAGAACCCAUUGACUAUGGAGAUCUGGAGACAUCUCUUAGGAAGUCUUGUCAAAAAACUGGGCUCAAAGAUGUGGAUGGUUUCAUCAACAAGUGUAUCCAGCUGUUUGAAACUACUGUUGUCCGUCAUGGCCUUAUGUUGGUGGGUCCAACAUGCUCUGGAAAAACCAAGUGUUAUGAAAUGCUGCAGAAAGCUCAGACAUCUCUCAAGGGUCAACCCUCCCCUGCCAUGACAGAUUUCCAAGCCACUCACACCUACGUGCUCAACCCAAAGUCCAUCACCAUGGGUCAGCUGUACGGUGAAUUUGAUCUGCUCACUCAUGAGUGGACUGAUGGUAUCUUGUCCACCCUGAUCCGUGUGGGAGCAUCAUCCCAGGAUGAGGACAAAAGGUGGUUUGUCUUUGACGGUCCGGUGGAUGCUGUGUGGAUUGAAAACAUGAAUACUGUGCUGGACGACAACAAGAAACUCUGCCUCAGCAGUGGAGAGAUCAUCAAACUGACUGACCACAUGACCAUGAUGUUUGAGGUGGCUGACCUGGCUGUAGCGUCUCCGGCCACUGUCAGUCGCUGCGGCAUGGUGUACCUGGAGCCAUCCUACAUCGGUCUGGACCCCUUCGUGGAGUGCUGGAUGAAGAAAGUGCCGGAGGUCAUCUACCAGUACAAGGAGAAGUUUGAACAGCUCUUUGAGGCCUUCAUGCAG
Messenger RNA from Aplysia californica (California sea hare), 915 nucleotides. Its product is annotated as dynein heavy chain 1, axonemal. The annotation marks the transcript as partial. The record is from RefSeq and is a predicted model, not a curated record. Gene Ontology annotation, cellular component: dynein complex. Lineage: Eukaryota; Metazoa; Mollusca; Gastropoda; Aplysiida; Aplysiidae. The transcript has 7 exons. Gene Ontology annotation, biological process: microtubule-based movement. Gene Ontology annotation, molecular function: dynein intermediate chain binding; minus-end-directed microtubule motor activity; dynein light intermediate chain binding.